CUCUCUCUCAUUCCAUUCGAAGCGACUACGGCGUCAGUGCCUAUGGAUCCAGCUGCUGAUAAACCGGCGAAGAAGCGGAAGGCUUCGGCUGCCUCCAAGAGCUCGAAGGUAUCCUCAGGUUCGCGGAAGAGCAAGUCGUCCGAAGCUUCGACGAAGUCGGCCUAUGUGCACGGAAAAUUAGCAGAUCCUGUUCAAGGUAGAACGAACACCCUGACUGCAGCUGCAUCGGACAAGAGUGACUUGCAGUCGGGCAUAUCUCAAGGGCCCCUUUCGAAGCAAACAGGCGAAACAAUUGACCACAAAGAAACCGCUGCAACUGAAGCCGAUACGAAGCCUUCGGUAUCUUCACUACCAUCUGAACAGAAACCUUCAAAGUCGGUGGCUAUUAGCGCCCCAGUUGUAGUACCCGCGUCGUCAGCUCAGGAUGCCAGUGCCGUCAACCAGGAGGGAGCUCAAGCACAGGACAGAGGAACGUCAGGAGCUGCUAGUAUGGCAACUCAGUCCAUUAUGUCGACCAGGAUGCGUUUCUUGGUUUCGGAAAUCAACAAAAUGCAGGAAAAGCAGCCAGAGGAGACUCCGAAGCUGAAGCAAGUAGAAAAGCCCAUCGAACGCAAACGUGCAGGACGUAGUAAAGAGGACCAUACCCUGCCGACUGGCGCUACUCCUCACCCAAAAGACAAGCCUGCUGGAAAGGAUGACCGCAGCAAGAUAAACAAGGUACCAGGGAUAAGCAAGCAGUUCUUCGUAUGCGUUCUUCUUGUGACUGUCGCCAUCUCGAUCAUCGUCAUUGUUGUUCUUCUCUACCGAUGGUUCUUCUCAGAAAAGGGCAUCCUAGUGGAAUGCAACACAGACGAAUGCAGGAACGUCUUAUCCAAAAUCGAGCAGCUGCUGAGCUCUAACGUCGAUGCCUGCGAUGAUUUCUAUGGUUACGUCUGCGGCAAGUGGGCCGACAAACCCAACUCCGGUUUCCUUGACGACGUCAUGAGUAUAUACAACGAGACGCUGAUAGAUGCCCUCUUUUCCCAACAGUCCCUGCAACGAUCGAGGCUUGGACGACACGUGUUUUCAGGAAUUUACCGCAAGUGCGACGAGUACGUCAAGAGAGGGAAAGGUUCCUUCCAGGAUGCCAUGGAAGGUAUCGGCAAAUUAAUCGACAUUGACAAGUUACGAGAAGCCACAGACGGGUCAGCUUUAUUCGCCUAUCUUACGGGCCUUGUUUUGAAGACUGGCGUCCAUACCUUCUUUACAAUCGAAUUUGAUCUAGUCGGUAAGGUAGCAGCCAUGCACAUCUGCCUCGGUCGUUCCAUCCAACAAAAAAUUUCCGCCGGGCAUGAUUUGUCUGCCAUCGAUGUCACCACCGUAUCGAAUUUGACACACAGUUUUCUGCAGAGGGCCGUAUUCGGUCUUAACAUCACAAACGAAACAAAUGCUGACGACCUAUUCGACAUCGACGAAGACGUCCAUCGAAACUUGCUGAAGCCGACGUCGACACGAGGAGUACAUUUCAGGGACAUAGCCACAGUGACUUUGAUAACAACUACAGUAGACGUUAUUAAUAGAAAUGUGCCUUCACGGCUUCGCGUAAGACACGACGAUGUGGUUUUGGUUACUGGAGCCGAUUCCAUACAAAGUAUCAACCUUGCCAUAAAGCGCCGACCGUUUCCAGAGCAGAAGUACUACUUCAUCGUGAACCUACUUGCCGAAUUCCUUCGGUAUAAUAUCUACAGGGAACAUUUCCAGCACGACUACAAGCUCCACACAAUGGUCUGUCUCAGCGCCACCAAGGUAGUCCUUAUCAACACCUGGCAGUACUUAGUCGCCCAGUUAGCUGUGGAGUAUAGUUAUGCAAAGACAACGAGGGAUACGGUUGUUAUCGCGAAAAAUGCGAUAGCCAACGGAAAAGAAUUCGAUAUAUUUGACAGUUACUUGCAAUCGAAUGUCAAGAGUAUAUUAAGGGACAUGAAGAUAGCCGUGUACGACGGCCUGGGUUUACCGCGUUUAAGUUCUGACAUCGACUACAAUUCGUGGAACCCGCAGGGAACGUUUUUUCAGGCUUUGAUGGACGCGACACGUUGCACACGGGCAAUACUGUACCAGACGUUUUAUAAUAAGAACACAGACGUAGCGGCACAGUAUCAGUACAACGCCACAAUUGCGUACGCAGAUCCCUUCUUGUACGUUCCGACGGCUUACCAGCGUAGUCCACUCUUGCACGCCGUCCAGGGGCUCCCGUUUUACAUCAAUUUGGUCUCUCUCGGUCCGUUGGUGGUAGUGGAGAUGCUGCGCGGAAUUGCUGGACCCCUUCGAGACUCUGCGAAGGCGGGAGAACAGUUGGGGAACGCGACGUCUUGCACGAAGAAAGUGGGUUCACUAAUUGGCCUCGACCUGGAGAAUUCCACAGAAGCGCAACCUUGGGACAGCGAUGUUGUGCUGUGGCACUUCGCGUUUCGCAUCCUGUAUUUAGAAGUGCAGAACGCGGUAAUGUCACGGGGUAAUGACGUCUUCAGGGAACACUGGCCCACUGCCCAGUGGUACUUCUUCAUCAGGUUUUGCAUGAUUUCUUGUACGUCCCGAGAUGAUGGUUCAAGCCGAGAGCCUCCAAGGAGCUUCAAGGAACGAUGCUUGGUCCACCUGCUUGCACACAAGGAUUUUGCAGUUCGUUUCAGAUGCUCCGGGAGGUCGAAUUUCAGAACUAUUGACUGUGCCAACGACUAGAAGUUCUCUAGUUGUUUCUAGAUUUUGCUGUAAUGAUUCUGAGAUACGUUUACUGUCCAAAGAAAGAGUACAGAAGUUUC
Molecule: messenger RNA, 2795 nt
Organism: Ornithodoros turicata
Lineage: Eukaryota; Metazoa; Arthropoda; Arachnida; Ixodida; Argasidae
Exons: 2
Coding region: 43-2715 (890 amino acids)
Biological process (GO): protein processing
Cellular component (GO): plasma membrane
Molecular function (GO): metalloendopeptidase activity
Source: RefSeq, a predicted model, not a curated record